ACCGCGGGCCCCAGUCCCUGGGCGGGGCUGGGCCGCCGCUAGAGCCAGCGCUGCCCGCGGAGGGACUGGAGCCCGGGCCCGAGCAGCGGCCGCUGCCGCCGCCGCCGCCGCCGCCGCCGCCAUGCGCUGGGUCCGCGCGCUGCUGAAAAAUGCGUCCCUGGCAGGGGCGCCCAAGUACAUCGAACACUUCAGCAAGUUCUCCCCGUCCCCGCUGUCCAUGAAGCAGUUUCUGGACUUCGGGUCCAGCAAUGCCUGUGAGAAAACCUCAUUCACCUUCCUGAGGCAGGAGCUGCCCGUGCGCCUGGCCAACAUCAUGAAAGAGAUUAACCUGCUUCCCGACCGGGUGCUGAGCACGCCCUCGGUACAGCUGGUCCAGAGCUGGUAUGUCCAAAGUCUCCUGGACAUCAUGGAGUUCCUGGACAAAGACCCCGAGGACCAUUGUACCCUGAGCCAGUUCACCGAUGCCCUGAUCACCAUCCGGAACCGCCACAACGACGUGGUGCCCACCAUGGCACAGGGCGUGCUGGAGUACAAGGACACCUACGGCGACGACCCGGUCUCCAACCAGAACAUCCAGUACUUCCUGGACCGCUUCUACCUCAGCCGCAUCUCCAUCCGCAUGCUCAUCAACCAGCACACCCUGAUUUUUGACGGCAGCACCAACCCGGCCCACCCCAAACACAUUGGCAGCAUCGACCCCAACUGCAACGUCUCCGAGGUGGUGAAGGAUGCCUAUGACAUGGCCAAGCUCCUGUGUGACAAGUACUACAUGGCCUCCCCUGACUUGGAGAUCCAAGAGAUCAAUACCUCCAACUCCAAACAGCCAAUUCACAUGGUCUAUGUCCCCUCCCACCUCUACCACAUGCUUUUUGAACUCUUCAAGAAUGCCAUGCGCGCAACUGUGGAAAGCCAUGAGUCCAGCCUUGUCCUCCCACCUAUCAAGGUCAUGGUGGCCUUGGGUGAGGAAGAUCUGUCCAUCAAAAUGAGUGACCGGGGUGGGGGAGUCCCCCUGAGGAAGAUCGAGCGACUCUUCAGCUACAUGUACUCCACAGCCCCCACCCCCCAGCCAGGCACUGGAGGGACCCCGCUGGCUGGCUUCGGGUACGGGCUCCCCAUUUCCCGCCUCUAUGCCAAGUACUUCCAGGGAGACCUGCAGCUCUUCUCCAUGGAGGGCUUUGGGACCGAUGCUGUCAUCUACCUCAAGGCCCUGUCCACGGACUCCGUGGAACGCCUGCCCGUCUACAACAAGUCAGCCUGGCGUCACUACCAGACCAUCCAGGAGGCGGGCGACUGGUGUGUGCCCAGCACGGAGCCCAAGAACACGUCCACCUACCGUGUCAGCUAGGGGCCGCCUCGCUCCCCUGCACCUGAGAGGAUGGACUGCUGUCCCUGGGACUGGCCACCACGGUGACCCUCCCCAGCCCCCCCCAGGUGGGGGGGAGGCUCUCCCUGAUGACCAGCUUCUGUCUCUGUGGAAAUCAUGGUGACCAGUCCGUGGGGGGCCCCUAAGUGCCAAUCUCUGUCUCCACGGAGACCCCUAAGUAGUCUCCCUGGUGUUCAGGCUCGGUGGGGCGAUGCCUGAGGACGGGGGACUGUCUCCAUCCUGAUGGGGUGUCCCAGAGCUGUUUCCAUGGCAGUCCUCCUUCUGAGACCAGGGCUGCCACUUUGCUGCCAGGGGUCCUGGGUCCCCCUCACUGCCCUCCACGGCCCUGACCUUCCAAGUGGACACCCUGCUUGCCUUCUCCUCCUCCCCCAGCCCGUGCAGGCACCCUGGCCCUCGUCCAGUGUCAGCAUUAGGAAGGAGCCGGGCGUCCCCGGGUGGAGAAAGGAGGUUGCAUCCUUGGGCCCCUGGCUGGGGACCUGGUCCGACAGCGCCUCCCUCCACCCGGAGCUUUGAAGGUCAAGGUUAGGAGGUGGGAGUUCUCACCCAGGGCUCACCCUUAAAGUGGGAGACCCUGGGAGGCCCCAGAGAUCAGGUGCCCUCAGCCAAGCUUCUCAGAGCCCCUCAGGCACCUCCUAAGCCCUCCCCUGGCAUGUCCUCACAUGCACACACCCACCUGCCGGCCCCACACCCACACGGUUCCACCUGAGCUCCAGACCCCACCUCCCACUGUGCCUGGACACGCAGGUGCUUGGGGUGGCUUUCUCCCUAGAAUGCUCUAUGUGCAUAGCUAGUUUUAUAGCCCCGAAAGCCCCCACCCUUCCCCUUAGCACACAGGGGGUUAAAGUUGUGUGUUCCUCCUAGUGGCUGUGAUGAUGACCGUGACAUCCACAGUAAAGAGGAGAUUGAAUGA
Molecule: messenger RNA, 2294 nt
Organism: Neofelis nebulosa (Clouded leopard)
Lineage: Eukaryota; Metazoa; Chordata; Mammalia; Carnivora; Felidae
Gene: PDK2
Product: pyruvate dehydrogenase kinase 2
Exons: 11
Coding region: 122-1345 (407 amino acids)
Biological process (GO): regulation of glucose metabolic process; protein phosphorylation
Cellular component (GO): mitochondrion
Molecular function (GO): pyruvate dehydrogenase (acetyl-transferring) kinase activity
Source: RefSeq, a predicted model, not a curated record